AUGGCUGGUCACCUACUUCGGGACGUGCUGAGGUAUGCCUUUCUCAAUAUCAACGUUUGGCAGUUCUCCCCUUUUGCCCUUUUUCCCAUCUGGGCAGAAUCCCAAUUUGCCGUUUUGAAAGUCACCUAUUACCAUUCCAUUUUUCGUAAUUCUCUGUUCUGGUUCCCCGAGAUGCUUCCCACUUGCACCAUGAGAGGGCAAACGACUUUCACUACUCUAUGCUCUUCAAAAUUUUCUUUCUCAGGAUAUUGUAACUUUCUUUUCAUAACAAUGGCCAGAAUAACUGUUGAUCACGUAGAAGAGGAAUUUACAAAGACCACAGACAAAACCAAUUGUGUCUUUGGCAUUUGCUCAUCACCUUCAACAGUAACCAUCGCACAAAAGUUGAUUGCAGAAGUCAUUGGUACGUAUUUUGUGAUAUUUGCUGGUUGUGGAUCAGUUGUUGUGAAUAAGAUCUAUGGGUCAGUCACAUUUCCAGGCAUAUGUGUAACGUGGGGUUUGAUUGUCAUGGUCAUGAUUUAUUCUGUUGGUCAUAUUUCUGGAGCUCACUUUAAUCCGGCAGUCACUAUCACUUUUGCCAUCUUUCGCCGAUUCCCUUACAAGCAGGUUCCUCUAUACAUUGUAGCUCAACUGAUGGGAUCAAUUCUUGCUAGUGGCACUUUGGCUCUAGUGUUUGAUGUAACCCCUAAUGCUUACUUUGGAACUGUACCAGUUGGAUCGAACUGUCAAUCCUUAGUUCUGGAAAUUGUGAUAUCCUUCCUCUUGUUGUUUGUCAUCUCUGGUGUUGGCACAGACGACAGAGCUACAGGUGAACUAGGAGGGAUUGUCACUGGAAUGACUAUACUAUUGAAUGUUUUAGUUGCGGGGCCAAUUUCAGGAGCUUCAAUGAAUCCAGCAAGGAGCAUUGGGCCUGCUGUUGUAAAACAUGUCUAUAAAGGAUUAUGGGUCUAUGUAGUUGGGCCAAUUAUUGGAGCAAUUGCUGGAGCAUUUGCUUAUAAUCUAAUAAGAUUCACAGACAUGCCUCUUAAGGACUUAGUUCGGAGUGGGUCAUUCCUCAGAGGUACUUCAGUUAAAUAAGUGCAGAGAAAAUCAACGGAGACAAUUUUGAUGUGUGUGACUAUGAAUGGUGAAGAAAAAAACGAUGGAUUCAUGACAGUUACUCAAAAUUUGCCCGGUCCAAGUUAUGACAAAAUUGUUGUCCAAGCUAAAAUAACUUAGAAUUACAUUGCUACUUUAAAUAACUCAGAAUUACAUUGCUACUCACGGUAAAUUAGAGGGCUGAUUAUUAAAAUAGAUUUUGGAUUUGUGAAUUAAACCAAGGCCCGGCCAUUCGGUUUG
Molecule: messenger RNA, 1338 nt
Organism: Quercus lobata
Lineage: Eukaryota; Viridiplantae; Streptophyta; Magnoliopsida; Fagales; Fagaceae
Product: probable aquaporin NIP-type
Exons: 6
Coding region: 1-1077 (358 amino acids)
Biological process (GO): transmembrane transport
Cellular component (GO): membrane
Molecular function (GO): channel activity
Source: RefSeq, a predicted model, not a curated record